AAUCUAAGUUUUUGUUGAUAGAUUUUGUGUUUAAAUUUCUUUUUCAGGUUUCAUCUAAUGGAGAAGAGCUUCGAUUUCGGUGCCUUGUUGCAGAACCAUGAGAAGAAACACAAAUAUAAGCCUACGCAGCUUGUAAGCGUAGCCGGCGGGGUACAGUGUCCAGUUUACUAUUAAUCACUUAGUACUCAGAAAUAGCUUGAUAAUCAUGCAUGCGUGCACUCCUGAUUUACAGGUGAAAAAACGACUAGAAAACAGCAUUAGAAAUAGAAAAAGUACUCGUCUAACAGUAUUUGAUAAAAUCAGAAAUCUACCAAAAACAGAGAGUCCAGUGCCUGUGAAAAAAGUUCUGUCUAAAAUAGAGCACAGGCGGAUGCAAUUGGAAAAAUGGAAGGAAGAAAAGGAGAAAAAGAAAAAAGAGGCAUCAUUACAGAAAAAGAAGCCAUUCAUAGCUGGUGUACCACAUAAUCCAUUAAAAUUUGUUGCUCCUCCACCACCACCUAAACCUGUGCCCAGUAUAUCUGGAAGAGUCACACGAUCACAGUCAUCUAAACAAAACACAGCGAAUAAUAUCUCUAAACAAAAAUGUACUAAAAUUGAAACCAAACAAACUAAAUAUAUGACCCAGUCUUUUGCACCUAAAAAUGCUACCUUUAAUCCACCAGUAUUUAAAAAUAUGAUUAAGAUACCGACUUUGGCAAUGCACACACAAAAUGAUGUAAAACAAUCUGUUAUUGAUCAACCCUUACCACCAAAAGCUCUUAAGAAUGCUAAAUCAAAAUUGAUUCCAAAACAUGAAUUAAGAAACUUAAGAAGUCGAUCUCAGUUAGUUGAAAAAUCAAACAAUAAGGGUAAAAAAGCAUUAAGCCCAAUUAAAUCUUUAUCAUCGAAGUCAAGUUCAAGUAUGGAAUCUAAUUCAGGCGAAAAGUCACCAGUCAUUAAAACUAAGACUCCUAGAAAAUCGAUUCAGAAUAAUAAGAUGUUUACUCCUAAGAACAAAAUUCCUAAAAGCGAAUCUAGUUCAGAGGAGAAAUUACGUUCUCCCAAGUCAACUGAUUUACUGAUGACACCAGAGCAAAUAGUUGAAGAGGCUAAAAAGAUAAGUCCGUGUGUCACCUUGUCUCGUGGUAAAGAUAACGCAAGGAAGGAGAUGAAGAAAAAAAUUGUUGAAGGGUUGCUGGAUGAAGAUCAAUGUGAGAUUGACAGUGUGGAGCACUUUAGGAAGCAGCUUGACUCUGAAAUCAAGCGCAUGACCGAGAUGUGCGAUACAUGGGAUAAGAUAUCCGAGCAGAUUGUGUUACCUGAAGCUGUUCAGGAGGCGGUGCUGGGCGCGGUGGGGCAGGCGCGGCUGCUGAUGUCGCAGAAGCUGCAGCAGUUCGCGUCGCUGCUGGCGCGCUGCGAGCGCCCCGACCCGCUGCAGGCGCUCGUCACGCCCACCGACCUGCACGGCUUCUGGGACAUGGUCUUCAUGCAGGUCGAGAAUGUUGAUAUGAGAUUCAAGAAGCUAGAGGAGAUGCGUGCUCGUGGGUGGGUCGACGAACAACCUGUCGAGAUCAAGAAGAAGGCAGUGUCUAAACCGGCCGUCAGCCGCAGCCGACCCGCCGCCACCAGCCGGUUGAAGGACAUUAUCGCCGCCGCCCGAAAAGCCAAGAAAGAUCACCAAGUUGAAGACGUACCCGUUAUUGAAAACACAGCCGAGGAGAGCAAAACAUUUGAAGCUGGAUUUUUCAAAGUCCAGUCGCCUGUAAAGUCUCCCAAGCAAGCAUCCACUCCUAUAAGCAGGCCGAGUCUCUUGAAGGCGGUCCUGUCUAACGAGGCUAACAAAUCUGCUUCUAAGAAUUCAGCUUCGUAUGCCAUGCUUCGUGCUUCACUGAUCGGCAAGAAUGUCGAACAAAGAGAAGCGUCGUAUGUGCAGGACCUUGUGCCGUUAACACCGAUAAACUUAAACGCUACUCCGGCCCGGAGUAUUCUUAAAUCGACGAAAAAAACUGGUAAGAAAUCGAUCAAAGUAGUAUUAUUCGAUAAAUCGGAUUCGGAAGCUGUUGACAAACAAUCCUCAUCUGAGAAUGAAGCGGAUAUAACCGGAGUGGAGAAAAUAGAUACAGAUCAGAACGUGGAUAGCGGUCUGUCGUCGAUGGAUGUGGAGAAAGAUGUAGAAGGUAAGGAGAACAAGUCGUCGAGGAGGAAGUCCAAAUUGAUCCGCCAGGACGCGACGGAGGACCGGAGCCCCGUGAAGACGAGAAGCAUGCGAAAGAGCAUCCAGACACCGACCACUGAAAAUGUAGAAGGGAAAAAGCGAAGUUCUAGAAAGAAGACACUCCAAGAGGCAGAAUCGAAUGUGGAAGAAAUAAAAAAGGAGACACCUAAAAGGUCGACGAGACGAAAGAGUGUACGAGAUGUGAUAGCGUGAUCAGUUUCAUUUAGUUACUACUGUCGUAUGUGGUUGACAUUCGCCCGUCUCGUGCACAUCUGUGGCACGAUAACUUUAUUUUUUAUAAUAAAUACUAUAAAACAACGAUACUUUCUGAUGUUCGUGUAAUAAGACGAUAUACUAUUUUUUUUAUAAAUAAGAACGAUAUUUAAAGACACUGGCACUCUAGCGAUUAGUAUAAGCUAAUUUUAUAAACGCUUGUUUAAUGAAGGAAGUUAUUUAAAAGCAAAUUAAAAAGUGUUUGAAUGGACAACAUCAUUUCUAGCAAUAGGUAGGAAUACAAACGUUGAAUCUGCCAAAUGAGUGAAAUAUGUUAGAUAUAGGAUAGCAAUAGCAAUCUGUCUUUUUAGAGUGUUUAAUGUUCGAGUUGGAAUUACACUCGCGAUCGCCAUUGAUUGUUACUCGUCACAAUUAGAGAAAGUUAAUUUAAAAAUCACUGUAAUCGUAAAACAAUAACGGUGUUGCCUUAAAGCUGUGUUUUGACUGAUGUGCUGAUGAAUGAUUAUUUAAAUUGAACUUAAAAUAACUUGGAUAUAUUUAAAAAAAUUGUAUUAGUAUAACACUGGUUUAAGCAGUAGAACCCAAUGAAGAACAUAUUGUCUGCUCAUAUGAUCACGGAUUUAAAUUCUGGCAAACCCUGCUACUUUUAUCAAAAAUGCAUUGUGCAAGGUCUAAAUCUUUUUUUCUUUACUGGACAUGAAUUUUUACCCAGAAUGACGUUUAUGGCAUUACCUGUCGUUAAAAAAAUAUUAAUGUGAAAAAGGAUUAACAUUGUAAACACAGUGGUACCACCAUCAUCUUUGUUCUACGACUGCAAUGACUUGUUUGUCUUUUACUAUAUUUCAGUUAUUAUGUUGGGUUUAUUUUUUUUUUUUUGUAUUAUUACAACCAGCUUUGAUUUUAUUUUAUAUUUUCAUAUAUCAUGUUGAAUAUUUUGUUUUGUUUGAUCCAUUUCACUAUCAUGUCUUAAUGUCUUGCACUGGUUAGUCUCGAGCGAACUGCACAUACUUGCAUAUGAGGUUAUUAUAUGAAGAGGCAUGUUUCUGUUAACAUUAAUUUAAGAAUGAUAUUUUGGUAAUUUAGUAAUAUGUCAUAUAAAUAUACUAUGAAAAAUAUGUAAGGUGUCUGACUGAUUUUUGUUUAAUAUCCUUAAAAAUAUAAAGAAUGAAGAACUUUCUA
Molecule: messenger RNA, 3607 nt
Organism: Nymphalis io (European peacock)
Lineage: Eukaryota; Metazoa; Arthropoda; Insecta; Lepidoptera; Nymphalidae
Gene: mars
Product: disks large-associated protein 5
Exons: 9
Coding region: 206-2407 (733 amino acids)
Biological process (GO): signaling
Source: RefSeq, a predicted model, not a curated record